This is a messenger RNA of Engraulis encrasicolus (European anchovy), 2557 nucleotides long. RefSeq names its product stomatin (EPB72)-like 1 (gene stoml1). The record is from RefSeq and is a predicted model, not a curated record. Gene Ontology annotation, cellular component: plasma membrane. Bases 111 to 1448 code for a protein of 445 amino acids. The transcript is spliced from 7 exons. Lineage: Eukaryota; Metazoa; Chordata; Actinopteri; Clupeiformes; Engraulidae.
UCAAGGCAACGCACACAACGAUAGGCUCUCUGGUAUUGCAAUACUUUCCCGAUGAAAUAUGUCAAACACCUUUCUACAAUAGAGAACUGACCCUUAUUAAACGCGACAGCAUGUUUGGGGGUUCAAAUCGAUACAAGUACGACGUUCUUCCUCAAAAAGACCCCUUCUCUCAUCAUGGUCCUGGAUUAUACACAACGCCAUCUGACUUCCAGCAAGCCCGUUAUGGCCAAAAGGGCCACUCUUUUGAUUACGUUCCCAGAAUCACUGAAAAUGACUUCACAGACAGAAGUCAAGGAUGCCUGUCUCGAUUAUGCCACUUGAUUGUCAUCUUCCUCGUUGGGUUAUGCACUUGCAUCACCUUCCCUGUGUCGGGAUGGUUUGUUCUCAAAGUUGUCCCAAACUACGAGAGGAUCGUGUUCUUCCGCCUGGGCCGUAUUCGCCCUCCUCAAGGUCCCGGGGUGGUUCUGGUUUUGCCAUGGAUUGACCAGUGGCAGCGGGUAGAUUUGCGAACGAGAGCAUUCAACAUACCUCCGUGCAAGAUACAUACCAGAGAUGGGGGGCUGGUGUCUGUGGGAGCAGACAUCCAGUUUCGGAUCUGGAGCCCGGUGAUGUCCGUGGUGGCUGUCCAGGACCUGAACUCAUCCACGAGACUCACGGCCCAGAACGCCAUGACCCAGAGCCUGAGCAAGAAGACGGUCCGGGAGAUCCAGACGGAGAAGCUCAAACUGGGGGACUACCUCGGGAUGGACAUCAAUGAGCUGACGAAGCCAUGGGGUCUGGAGGUGGACCGUGUGGAGCUCACGCUGGAGUCUGUGCUGAAGGGCCCGGAUGGAGUGAGCUUCCAGGGGCACCCAGGCUCCCAGGUGGUGCCCACCUCCGCCUCCGCCGCGGUGCCAGGCCUGGGGGGCAUUGCUGGGCUGGAGGGUCUCGCUGGGCUGGAGGGUAUGGCGGGACCCAUGCAGCAGCUGGCUAUGCAGUUCCUAGGCAACAUGAGCAAUAUGACAACUAAUCAGUCUCCCCUCACAGGUAGUUCCUCCGUGACUGUGGUGGAUGAGGUGGGCUCUGGGCAGAGGGAGCGGAGACCGGCUGUGAGCAGUGCUGAGGAGCUGCUGGAGGCUGUGAAGCUGGUGCUGUGUGAGGGCCUGGUCUCCACCGUGGGGGCCUGCUACCAGCUGCACAUCACCUCCCCCAGCGGACACUCCAGCUCCUACUACCUGGACCUCAGCCAAGGCAGUGGAGCGUGUGGCCCUGGUUCUCUGCCACGAGGGGGCGACGUGGAGCUUAACCUGAGCGAGGCGGACCUGCUGGCCAUGUUCCAGGGCGCUCUGAAGCCCAUGGCUGCCUACGCCUGCGGCAGGCUGAGGGUGCAGGGCGACCUGAACGUGGCCAUGCGGCUGGAGGAGCUGGUCAAGGCACUGAAGGGAGCAGGAGGCACACAGUCAGACUGAACGCAACACACUCUCUUGCUCUCUCUCUCUCACACACACACACACAAACACACACCCAUGCACCUGCACGCACACAUUUCCAAUGUGAUUCUCGAUUCUCUUCUCAAAUAUCUUACACACACAUACUGUAUCUCUCAGCCUAUCUCUCUCUCUUUCAUAUGCGUGACCACACAUGUGCACCCACAUCAAGACUAAAGCUGAAAAUGGCUGAGGCUGCAGGGUAACCUGAACUUGAACAUGAGGCUGGAGGAGCUGGUCUAGGCACUGAAGAAAGCAGGAGGCACAUAGUCAGACUGAACGCAAAACUCUGUCUCUCUCACACACACACACACACACACACACACACACACACACACACACACACACACACACACACACACACACACACACACACACACACACACACACACACGCACACACGCACACACACACGUUAAUAUGUGAAACAUAAAAUGUUUCAAAAUAUUAACUUGUCAUACGACGAGUUCUGCGCUCAUGUUUACAAUGGUUUCAACGAUAGCUUGAUAAAUGAUGCCCUAUAUAUUUUGCGUGUUCUCUUUACAUUUUAGAUUUUGCUCAGGUAUCAGCACCGUAAACUAAAUACUUUUCACUACAGCUUUUGUGUUGUUGUAACAAGGUUAAAAACCCCAGAUAAAUAGUAUACAAAAAAACAUAGUAUACGUAGAUGAAGACCAAUCCAAAAGAUUGCUACAUGGAAAAGUCAAAUUUAAAAUGUGCAGUUAUUACAUGCAGAAAGUAGAGGAGUGUCAUCAUUUAGUUAUCUUUUUUGCGGUGUGGUUGUUCCUUGUAAGUGGGUAAUGUGGAUUUCCCCAGUUGAUUUGGGUGUGCACAUUUAAUAUAAUUUGUAUUUCCUCUUGAAAUCUUGUUUGAAUAGGUCCUUCAGUUUCAAUGUUGUCCUUCAAUGAUUUCAGUGAAUAUUUAUGGGUUACAGGAUAUUAAUAUAGGUGCCUUGCUUUUGCAGUGAUACGUUUUUUGUCAUUUCUCAAAUGUUUUAUUUUUAUUUAAAAGAACGACACUGAAUGAAAUAUUUGCAUUUUUAUUUUUUAUUGCUAUUUAAAUUUUACAGUGUGAAGAAUAAUUUUAAAUAA